Penicillium egyptiacum is the source of this 1527-nucleotide messenger RNA. The record is from the annotation of a GenBank genome assembly. Lineage: Eukaryota; Fungi; Ascomycota; Eurotiomycetes; Eurotiales; Aspergillaceae.
AUGGAUCUAUUGUACACAGCGCCAGUGAAGGCCGUACUCACGGCUCUUGUCACAACCUUGGUACCUUUCUUGACUUAUGUCGUGUUCCUAUCGUAUACCCCAACAGUUGACAAGAAGUCGCCCGAAUUCACACCAAACACUGUCCCACUCGUGGGCUCCUGGGGUUUCUUCACCCAAAAAUGGGCCUUCUGGAAAGACUGUGUGGCCAAGUCCAAAAAAGGCCACUUCAGCUUUUGGCUGGGCAAGAUCCAUGUCGUGGGGGUAUCUGGCGCAGCAGCCCGCAAGGUCUUUCUCGAUACCCAUAACUUCGACUUUGUGCGCGGAGCUGCUCUUGUUGGCCAUGGACCGGACUUUGUCCCUCCUCUUCACGAGAUCUUCCACCCCAACUACCAAAACGGCAGAAGCUACUUCCAGCGUCGGUUGGUUGACUUGCAAAAAUCGGAGCAGCUGGCCAAACAUCUGCCCAGUGUGACGAGGGAUGCUCGAGUGGCCUUUGAAGCCCUUCGUAACAACCCCUCUGGGAUUAUGAACCCAACAGAUGCAUGCUAUAGGUUAGUCGUGCAGCAGGCUUGUCGCGUCGUGUGCAGCGAUGAAAUCUCAGACAACCCUAAGCUGCUUGCAAAGUGCCAGGACGUCCUGACACUGCUGAUGCACACUAGCAGCAUCCACACAGUUGCACUUCCGUAUCUGCCCUCGAUUGCCAAGAUGAAGCGCCGAUGGGGAAGAUACGGGCUGAGCAAUAUUGUAACCCCGAUCGUUAAGCGACGGUUACAGAAGGGAGCCACGCGCAGGGAGGAUAUUGUCCAGCAUAUGGUUGAUAGCGGUGAUUCACAAGAAUGGAUGGUCAACUUUUUUAUCAGCAUCCUGUUCAUUGCCUCCGCCAAUGCGGGGUAUCUGUGCGGCGCUAUGCUGAAUAUUGUCGCCCACCACCCACAAUGGCAAGCCAGGAUAUACAGCGAGAUAGAAGCUGUCGCUGAGGCGCAUUCAAAGAGUUCCAAGGCACCAUUAGUGGAUCAACUCGACAGCAUCCCGCUAGACGCGUGGGAAACUUUCUUCCCUUCCAUUGACCUCUGUUUCAAGGAAGCCAUUCGCAUGUGGGUUGCGUUCCCAAUGAUCCGUCUCAACAUGGCUUCGCAGUCGGUUGCGAUCCCAGGCACAGAUGAGGUCAUUCCUGCGGGCACAUUCGCGGCCUACAACACUACCGAAGUUCACUUCAAUCCAGAGCUGUACCCAGAUCCAUACAAGUACGACCCCGAUCGAUUCCGCGAAGGUCGGGAGGAGUUUAAGAAGGAGGUUUAUGGGUUUGUCGGCUGGGGUCAAGGUCGCCACCCCUGCAUGGGUAUGCGGUGGGCCAAGAUACAGCUAAAUAUCAUGCUUGCGUAUGCCCUUGCGAUGUUUGAGUGGAGCGGAUGCGAUGAAAAUGGACAGCCUAGCACUCAUUUUGACCGCAAGACAGAUCUAAAUGCUGCGGGUCCGAGUUUACCCGUUGGACUGUUUUGCAAAUAUGUGUCCAGGAACAAGGCUUGA